Messenger RNA from Vollenhovia emeryi, 1329 nucleotides. RefSeq lists its product as uncharacterized. The transcript has 3 exons. The record is from RefSeq and is a predicted model, not a curated record. The annotation marks the transcript as partial. NCBI's taxonomy places the organism in Eukaryota, Metazoa, Arthropoda, Insecta, Hymenoptera, Formicidae.
AUGGAAAGUAACAGCUCUAGUUGGAACAGUGAAGAGCGUGCGUUUGCCUUUAGACAAACUGCAAGUGCGACAAGACGAAGAGCUGGAGUCCCUUGGCCCAUUAGAUCACCUGAGAACAUUGAGGCAGUGAGAGCUUCAAUAUUGCGAUCACCACGGCGUUCUGCGCGCAAACAUGCGUCUGCCCUUGGAUUUUCCGAUCGUUCUGUGAGGAGAAUUCUUCAUGAUGAUUCCAACAAGACGGAGCUGUGGUGGCACAAGCUCCAAUGGGAUGACCCACUGACAUCCCAGCUCUCAACUCGGUGGCUCAUCCGCAGAGAAGAACUCAUAGGCUUGGCCAAGCUUUCGAUACCUAGAUGGUUCAACACUUGGAGCACCUCUUCUGUGGAACUGCAAGGCUUCUCUGACGCUUCUCAAUUAACAAUGACUGCAAUCGUAUACAUCUCCGUUCACGACUCAAACGGCGCCACGAUUUCACUUGUGUGCUCCAAAACUAAGGUAGCACCUCUCAAGCGGCUCUCAAUCCCGCGACUUGAACUCACGGCUGCUCUACUGCUCUCUCGACUCAUGCAAUACGUCAAAGCCACUUUGAACAUGGACGAUUUUGUCAGAGACAGGGUGGCUCAAACUGAAGAACUCACUCCAGCUGCUCACUGGAGAUACAUACAUGGAACUUCCAAUCCGGCUGAUUGCGCAUCACGAGGCCUCACGACUGCUCAACUUCAAAACCACUCACUUUGGUGGACGGGACCACCAUGGAUACUCAAACCAGACUCAUGGCCGUCGCAACCAGCACUCUCUGAAGAGUUGAAUGCAACCGAAGCUCGCCCAGACGUUUCGCUAUUGACGGUUACGCCAAGGACUGAUUAUCAAUGGGAACUCACCUACAGGUACUCAAGCCUCACUAAACUAUUGAGGAUUACAGCUCUCUGUUUCAGAUUCGUCUCACGGUUGAGGAAGGUCCACGACUCAUUGCCUGUCAGACACAUCUCUCCAGAGACCUUAGAGAAAGCGAGGGUCUUCUGGAUUCAGGCAACUCAAGCAACGUACUUCUCUCAUGAGCUCAAGGCGCUACAAGCAGACUCACCGUUGGCAAAGGCACACGCAUUCAACCGAUUAACUGCGUACAUCGACGCUCAAGGCAUCAUACGCGUCGGCGGACGACUCGCUCACGCAGCCUCUCACUUGAUGCGAAACACCCAGCAUCAUUGCCUCGUCACUCUCAGUUAUCAUCAUCGCUCACGCUCAUCAACGGACUCUGCAUGGAGGCACGCAGCUUACGACUCGCAGAAGGGCCACCGGGCCCAUGUGCCAACCCCACCUCCUCGUGGU